Molecule: messenger RNA, 1160 nt
Organism: Charadrius vociferus (killdeer)
Lineage: Eukaryota; Metazoa; Chordata; Aves; Charadriiformes; Charadriidae
Gene: NUDT9
Product: nudix (nucleoside diphosphate linked moiety X)-type motif 9
Exons: 8
Coding region: 88-975 (295 amino acids)
Cellular component (GO): mitochondrion
Molecular function (GO): ADP-ribose diphosphatase activity
Source: RefSeq, a predicted model, not a curated record
AGCCAGCCUGCCCGGCGUGUUCUCCAGCGCCACCCGUCCCUCAGUAACUCAUCCAGAAACUGUUGGUCCCGUCUUCAUCCUGUUAACAUGUUCAACAGUUAUACUGUCAAGUUCUCCCACAGCAAAGCUCUCACCUCCCCAUAUCCAGGAUCACAUGUUGAGCGUAGCCAAGUUCCUGAAGAUAAAGUGGGCUGGCUGAUUGAGUGGAAAGAUUAUAAUCCUGUGGAGUACACUGCAAUGUCUGUUUUGGCUGGACCCAAUUGGGCAGAUCCCCAAAUCAAUGAUAAAGGUUUUUCUCCCAAAUUCAAUGAGAGAGAUGGAGACGUGGAGAGGAAGAGCCUGAAUGGUGUGUAUGUGGUUGAAAACGGGAGGCCCCGAAAUCCAGUGGGAAGGACUGGCCUCAUAGGCAGAGGAUUGUUAGGACGCUGGGGACCAAACCAUGCUGCUGAUCCUGUUGUAACUAGGUGGAAGAGGGAUGGAAGUGGCAAUAAAAUUGCUCAUCCAGUUACUGGCAAAAACAUCUUACAGUUCGUAGCUAUCAAGAGAAGAGACUGUGGGGAGUGGGCCAUUCCAGGGGGGAUGGUGGACCCAGGGGAGAAGAUUAGUGCUACCCUGAAGCGAGAAUUUGGGGAGGAGGCCUUGAACUCCUUGCAGAAAUCGCCUGAGGAGAAAGCGGAAUUGGAGAAGCAACUCCACAAGCUGUUCAGCCAGGAACACUUUGUGGUGUACAGAGGAUAUGUGGAUGACCCUCGUAACACUGAUAAUGCUUGGAUGGAGACAGAAGCGGUAAACUAUCAUGAUGAAACUGGUGAGACAAUGGAUAAUUUGCCUCUGGAAGCAGGUGAUGAUGCUGGAGUAGUGAAGUGGAUUGACAUCAGCGAGAAGCUCAAGCUGUAUGCAAGUCAUAGCUACUUCAUUAAGCUUGUGACUGAGAAACGGGGAGCCCACUGGAGUGAGGAUGAGUGCCGUGAGUGAUGUAAAUGAGGAACCGACGGACACCAAGGGGGAGAAUAAGUUUUCCAGCUUUGAAACAGAUUACAUCAUCCUUUUCAGUGGAAAUUCAGUGAAAAUUCUGUGAAAUUCAGCUGGCAACAAUGCUUGGCAGUGAUAGAGGCUUUUUCAGAGACUUCAGAUUGCUUCUUUUGAUUUCUCAGCUAGUG